UUGGUGAAAGUAUGUCAGUGGGUUACAUUGACACCAGUGCAGGGCUGCAGGGUAGGAGGAGCCUCUGAACUGGGUCACAUGGUUGCACACUGCUCGAUCCGCGAAACAGACUCUGCAAAACCAGUCCACCUAACUGCCGGAGUCUCGCCUCUAUCUCUGCCGCGUUAUUCUCGUGUUCUCUUUAAACGAUCAGUGUUUUUCGAGUUAUAGUGAAAACAGACGAGUUCAGAUUUUUGAUCUUUUCACUGAGAGGAAUCCAACACAACCUCCGAGGACGAAAACCAGCCUUUUUAGGCGUCGUUGAAACCAGUCUCUAAAAACUUUGGUCUGUGAAGAGUGAUUUUGGUCUUGUUAUUGAUUAAAUCGUUGAAGUUUUUCUUUCGUCGACAGCCGGUCGCAAUUGAAACGGUCUUGUCCUCGUUAAGGUCUUGUUUAUUCAAAUGUUAUAGUUUCUGAAUCCGAAUCGUUCAGCGACUUCGCAGUUGCUGAUCAUUAAAACAGAAAAACGGCUUCAGCACUGAGGUAGCAAAGGAGGAGGAAAACCCCCAAGACACAGGACAUGGAGUCGACAAAAGCUGGUAAGUGUUCUUCAACCUCAAUUCAGUUGUUGCUUGUUUGAAUGGGCUUCAGGCUGUGUUCACUUUCUGCUAUUAGAAUCAAUGAAAAGACGUUUGGACACAGUAGAAAACACAGUAAGGCCUCUUAAUUCAUCGUAAAUAGUGUUAAAUGUGUUUUUUAAAGAGUGUUUGGAGUGAUACAUUUAAGUGGGUUAGGAGGACCAGGAGGUUGUUGUUAUUACCCAAGUAGAUUGGCUGAAACAGCACUGCAGUCGUCUCCUCUCACAUGGACCCAACAGCUAGCCAUAUGCGCCCGUGUUUACGCUACCCGUGCGUCUCCGCUGAUUGGCCGAGCGGUGACGUGACGCAGUCAUUGCAUAAUUCCGCCCAUCGAGGUGAUGUGGGUCCUCGCCGCCAGUACACGUGCGGCAUCUCGCAGCAGCUCGCGGUGACCCACUUUUCCAGGGGAAUGAACAUGCUUGGUCCAUGUGGGGGCGGGCUGAAAAAGUGCCUAAAGUGAUGGUGCGUUCAUUGAAAGCCGGUUAAACGAGUUUCAGUACAUUUUAUUCAGUUUUAUUCAGGAUACUUUGCGGACAAAGUUUUCGUCAGACAACACGAAUUUUUAUUUCUUUUAAUUAGAUGUAAACUUGCGGUUUGUUUUACAUGGAUGCUUAGAAAGUAACUGCCUUAUAAAGUACAAAUAAAUCAGUCUCUAUUUAGUUUUAAAUUCUGUUUUCAAAACUCGAGUGGAUCAUUUUCAUUACAUGUUCCCUUUUAGACACUUGUUGCAUAAUAAUCCUGUGACUGAACACAAAAAGGUUUCAUUAUGUGGCGAAACUAGCACAAUAGGUUUCAGAUUUCCGAUGGAGCUUGAAUGCGUCACCUUUAACGGUAUUCAGUUUUCCAUCUUUGCCAAGUUUAAAUAAAUAAAUCAAACCAGACACUUUUGAGACUUAACCAAAAAAGACCCUGACAUGUGUGACUUAAACAUUAGUACCAACUUUUAGAAAUCAGAAUUCAAAAAUACGAGUUUUUUAGUACAAUUUUAAAACUGUAUUUUAAGAGUUACAUACUCUUCUAGUAUGAACACUUGACGCUGUCUUUAAUCAGCCUCAACUCUGAAAAGUUUAUUUUAUCUCCUCAUUUAUCUAUCACAUGCAAAGUCAUGAUGAUGGUUAUUUCCAAAAAAAUAAAAGCCCCUCCUUAUCUGCAAUGAAACCUCUCUUUAUUAUUGUGCAUGUGGCUCUCAUUACGUACAUGCUGAUGUUCUCAGUAGAUGUUAUAUAAUUGACUGAGGUAAAAGUGGUAUUUUAUUUGGGUCAUAACUGACUGCAGGCGCCUUUUUCAUGCAACCUGUUGAAUCUUAUGUGGGGAAAAAAUGAGUGAAAUGUAAGAAGUUUCCUCUUUUCAUUUUGUGCAAAACUGUUCUUUUAUAUUUUCAAUUUAUAAAGGGAAAAUAUAAGAAAGUAAGAUUGAAUAGCCGUCUUUAGAUGACCUAAACAAGUUACAUCAUAAUGUUCUCUAUUGGUCAAAAUAAUAUCCAACAUUUUCAGAUGUAGUUUGACAUUAGUUUUAUUUGUUAAAAGCCAGAAUGUGUGAAUGGCUGCAGGGAGGGGCCAGACUGCCUACUACACACCCUGUGAAGCUGACAUUAUGUAAUGCUUGUUACCUAAUCAUUGAGAGUGGCAGGAGAAGAAAUCAGGUCAGCCUAUGUUGAGAGGGAAAAAGUGUCUGGGUCUGUCUGCUCGACUCCUACUGGCUGCGGGGACUGUUGUCGUAAAAUGAUCUGCCCUCUUUAUGUUAAGCUUGUUGGUUCGACUGUAAAGCUGCCCCAAGCUGUUGACGGCCACAUCAUUCAUACAAGAAAAGGACAUAGCAGGAAGUUGACAUGCGCGAAGAUUACAGAACAGACAAAGAGAAAAGAGGCGCCAUCUGCCGUAAUGUAAAUGUAAGUCUGUACAUUAUGUACAGAUAGUUAAAGGACCGAGACAUUUAAUGGGAAAUGUAAUGUUUAAAAUACUAUACCAACAAAAAAAAGCAAAUUAAUGAGAAGAUCAUUCCAAUCUUCCAAAUGCUACCUUAAAAAGUCAAAGCUAUAUUACUCUUCAUCUGUCAUGAAUCCUUAAUUAUUAUUCUCAAUUAUUAAUUAAAGUUGGAAAAGACACUAGAUGCAUGUCUUACAUAGCUGAAAAAAAUUGAGUUAUGUUUCUAUCAAAAUCAAGUGUUUAAAUGAAAUCCAACAAACCAGCGAUCAGUCUUUCCAAAAGUAAAACUGUGUUGAGCUGGAGCUUGUCACCCUUCUCAUCAAGCCCUUUUCCCCCUCUCUGCUUCUUGCCCACAAGGAGGCGUAAUAGCCUACAUCAGCUCAUCCAGCUCGAGCCCAGAGUCAUGCCACAGCGACUCGUCCAACAGCAGCUAUCAAUCAUCCUCGCCGUCCCAUGGCUCCUCGCCCAGCCGCCAGCAUCUGGGUCAGCCCGCGGAGCCCUCGCUCCCAGUGGAUGGCAAAAACCCUCAAGGGACUCAAAAAAGUGGGCGUGCGUCCUCGACUGCAAAAUGUGGAAUCACAAGUGAGUUGGUCUGAGAGAAUUGUGUUUUCAAAAAUUGAACUGCUCAAUUUUGAUUAAGUGAAUUGUGGUGUUGAAAUCAAAGUACUCAUUCCCGUGAUCCCAAAUGUAUCACUUCAUCAAAGUUCUGUGGGGAAAUGAUCGAAAAAUAACAUUAAAAUCUCACUUUUUGGAUCAGAAAAAAAUAUUUUUAGUUAAAGCUACAUUCUGCCAAUUUCACAACAUUGCCACCCCCAUAAAUUUGCUAAAAAAAUAUAAUAGCAGCUGAUGGAAUUAACUGCCUCAUUUAACACUCUAAACUUUUCAAUUAGAAAACACUGAAACAUCAUCUUUGACAGUAAAUUAUUAUACUUUUCAAAGGAUAUAUAUAUAUAUAUAUAUAUAUAUAUAUAUAUAUAUAUAAUGUCUUGGAGUCUAAUUGAGCCCAAAAAGUGUUGGCACUAAAUGAGGAAAUAGUUGAGAAAUAUUCUGUAUCUUUUCUUUUCAAUCAGAAAUCAACGGGCUGGUGCUGCUCUGCAAAGUGUGUGGUGAUGUGGCAUCUGGUUUUCACUAUGGCGUCCAUGCCUGCGAGGGAUGCAAGGUAAAGAUUGAUCUCUGAACGCAUUAUUUCCACAAGUAUAGAACAAAAUGAACAGUGAGAGGACAUACCCUUUUUGACCACAAGAGGGCACCAAAGUAGAUCUGCAAAGCAACUUUAAAUUGUUAUGUCACAUUCAUAUAACUUAACGGGGUAAGUGUUUCUUGAGGGCUGUAGAUAUUAAUUCAUCAUGAUGUAGAGCAUAGCCAAAGUGGUGACUCUAAAAUGUCCCUCAUGGCAUGGCGGUCCCCUGUUGGUGAACAUGCAAAACUGCUAAGGUCAUCUGUUGGUUACGUAUGUGUGUCUACGCACACACACACGCACGCUGAAUUACAGUCAUUUCUGCUGCCAUGACUUUGGGUGUCAGUUGAAAUGGGUCACCACCAACCGAGCCAUCUGCACGACUUCAGCAGAGACCACUGAAACUAGUUCACUCUUCUUAUGUUAAUAUUAGCUGCCUCUUCCAUUUCACAUUGCUGCGUGGCCUAGAUCACUGCUGGGGUUGUGCACACAUUAUGGUGAAAGAAUAAAAACACAUAUAUUUUAGUUUUAUAUUAGUAAACUAAUUAUAUUCAGUUAAACUGAGACCCAAAACUGUAAAGAAUACACACAAAAGGAUUAUUUUUUUAAAACGAUUUGUUUCUUUUGACACGCAGGGCUUCUUCAGGAGAAGCAUCCAGCAAAACAUCCAGUACAAGAAGUGCCUUAAGAACGAGAGCUGUCCCAUCAUGAGGAUCAACAGGAACCGCUGCCAGCAGUGUCGCUUCAAGAAAUGCCUGAUGGUUGGGAUGUCUAGAGAUUGUAAGUACCUUUAGUGUAUUCUCAGACAGAGUGCUGCUCUCUGAUUGAGUGCCUGAAUGAAGAUUUCAGUGUGUUAAAACCUGCCUCAUGUUUUAAUUUGGGGGUUUCUAGCUGAUUGAUAGCUAAGAUUUGAAAUGGUUUGAUUACUGCAUGUCAGUAAGAAACUACAAAAUGAAAUGUAAUAGCGGCAACAUAGUCUUACAGGAAAAACUGCCAGGUAUCAGAAAGUCCUGCAACCUGCCAGGUUAAAUUGCUGCUUUUGUCAGUGGAGUCUGGUUGCUCCUAAAAAUCAAUACAGCAGUUUCAGGUUUCAAAAGAACAAAAGAAGGACAAAAACACCCCUCUCUGCAGGGAAUUAUUUUAUAGUGUUGUCCACUACUCAAAAUAACAGUUUCUGUGUGUCACCAGCUGAAAAUAUAUCAACAUUUAACGUGUCAAACACUGUUUGCUAACGCUGUAGCUAAGAAAAUACAGAGUACAGGGUUUCAUUGCUGAAGCUAAAACAUGAAAACAGGUUGAUACGUGUGUAACCUGGAGGUUCCUGUCUCUCUGUUUUAGCUGUGCGCUUCGGCCGGAUUCCCAAGAGGGAGAAACAGCGCAUGCUGCUGGAGAUGCAGAGCGCCAUGAACAACAUGAUGAACAACAACCAGCUCAACAGCAGCCAGACGCUUUCCAUCGACCAAUCACUGACUGGCAGUGCCACAGAGGCUACCUCAGAGGACACAGGCACCGGUCCCUCUUGUUCUCCAUCCAGCCAAUCAGACUCCAGCUCUGACCCUGAACCCACAGUUGCCAUGGACACCAGCCCCAGCUCGGCCUCUCCCAGCUCAUCAGACAGUGGGGAAGAGGAGGUGAUCGGCUCGGUGACCCGGGCCCACCAGGAGACCUUCAUGUACAACCAGGAGCAAAGCAGCCUGACACUGGAGGCCCAACCUCCCAUGGGUUCCCUGAACAGUGGCUCCACCCACAGCUCCACCAACAACCACAAAGAGGAGCUGGCAGACUCCUGGAAGAACCGCCACAACAACAUGGUCACAAUUUCAGCGCAGGACUCCUCAGCCAGCCAGGGCCCUUGGCGUCAGGAGGACAACACUGCCAACCACUGCCCCUUCAAACUUUCCCGGACUGCUGCCACCAGCCACUGUCCAGCCUACAACCAUGGAGCCUUUAGAGCUCCACCUGCAGAGGGCUUUGCCAACAAUGGCUUCAAUGGGCCCCAGUGGAGAGGAGGCAACAGGAUGUACCUGGUACGACAAAAAAACAACUUAAGUGUUUUAAGAUCAGAGAUCAGGAACUUGCACAGACCUUGAUAAGAACAGGAUAUUAACUGGAGUUAAUAUCAGGAUCUUAUUUUGUAGUUGGUUAUCUUAGAAGAGGCCAGUCUGUCAUAUUUCUCUGCCAUCUUCCAGGUUUGUCCUAUGAACACCUCGGCCCAGGUGGACCCUCAGAAGUCCGGUCAUGAAGUGUGGGAGGAGUUCUCCCACAGCUUCACCCCUGCUGUCAGGGAGGUGGUGGAGUUCGCGAAGAAGAUCCCAGGCUUUAGAGACCUAGCACAGCCGGACCAGGUCAGCCUGCUUAAGGCAGGCACUUUUGAGGUACUUAAGAUAUUUCCAACAUACUUAACAUAGACAGAAUCUCUGUAGUUGUUUAAAGAGUGUCAGAGCUAUGGUACUGAGACUGACUGAGCGAUGGUUUUUGCUCCACAGGUGUUGGUGGUUCGCUUUGCUUCUCUUUUUGACCUGAAGGACCGCACUGUUACCUUUCUGGGCGGGAAGAAGUACAGCGUGGACACUCUGAGGGCUAUGGGGGCUGGAGAUCUCCUUAAUUCCAUGUUAGAUUUCAGUGAAAAACUCCUCAACCUGGGCCUGAGCGAGGAGGAGAUGAGCCUCUUCACUGCUGUGGUCCUGGUCUCUGCAGGUGGGUUUGAAGUCAGCCUUGUUUAUCCUGUAGUAUAUCCAGCUUAAAUGGUUGUGGUGUUACACUUAAAGCCAAACUCACGCACUCAAUAGAGUCUAAUAUGCGACUAAUAUGCUUUAAAUUCACAAUUACCGAUUGUUUUUCCAGAUCGUUCCGGCAUCGAGAACGUCAAUUCAGUUGAGGCCCUACAGGAGACCCUGAUCCGUGCCCUGCGGAGCCUCAUCACUAAGAACCACCCCAACGAGUCGGCCAUCUUCACCAAGCUGCUGCUUAAGCUGCCUGACCUGCGCUCGUUAAACAACAUGCACUCUGAGCAGCUGCUCGCCUUCAAGGUCCAUUCCUGAAGUCUCCUGUAGUACUUGACACGACACAAACUGUAACUGCUCUGUGACCGGACCCAGGGGCCACACCUUCAACCCCAACCAAACCUGCACCUCACCACUUCUCCCAUGAUGCUUUGAAAUCUGGAACUUGACAUUUCCAGUGACUUUUUUAGUGGGAGGAAGACCAUAAAAUGUUCUUGUACUGUACUGUAGGGCCUGACAGCCUAUGUGAUGGUAAUGCGUACAUACAGACACACUGAUAGAUGUAUAUGUUUCUUGUGUUUGUGUGUAGCUUACUGUUUGUUUGCAAGUGUACAAACAUUAGAAGCACUUUCCUCAUAAUGUAGACUGGUAUUUUUGCAUUCAUAGUGCAAUAUGUGACUGCUUUUAUGAUUUGGGCUGCUCAGCUGGGAGCUGAGUGUGUACCACCCUGGUGGUACACAUAAAUCUAGAGGUGUGGAUGUAACGCUGGGAGAGUUAAAAACUUCAAAAGACCCCUGGCUACUGAAUGACUGAUGAGGAAGACCUGUCUUUGAAUCAAUUACGAAUAAAAGCAAAGAACAAUGAGAUGAAUGUUCAGGUCCAUGGAGAUUUAGGUGAAUGUUUGUAAUUUGAAUGAAUUAGGGAAAAGGCAAAAGAAGUCCAAGAAAAUGUUUAAUUUCAGGCUUUUCAUGCAGUUUUUUUUUUACAUGCUAUACUGUGUUUUUGUAGUUGUGGGUCAUUGUUCUAAAUUAUUCGGGCAUUGUGACAAAUCAGAUUUCAGUGUUGCUCUGUUGCUUGCUGAUUUCAACACAUUGGAAACAAAGAGGCUCUUUAAAAAAAAUCAGACUAUGGACUUUUCCAGAGGUCUCGGAGAUACAUUUUCUUUAAUUUUUCUCACAGAGAAAAAAAAAAAGUCCAUCUAAGAUCCAAGGGCGUCUGCUGUCAGUGUUGGUGUAGAGAUUUCUCACAGCUCUGACUCUAAGAGUGAACGUCUCGCAGUCACCAGCAAGCCCCUCUGUCGUUUCUGUUCUUCAAACUGUACAGACUAGCUGAGUGUAGAUGAACUGAAUAGGUAGGACUAUUCUACGUAAAGAUAUGAUUGUAAUGUCACUGAAGUGAUUGUAAGCUGAGUCGCUGGUGUUCAGAUAUUUUCCGCAAUGCCAUCUUUUCGUUCCUGUCGGUGAAUUCAGAAUGUCUGGCCUUUUUGAUAUCCAGAGCUUCAGUCAUUGUGUUAACUUUGUUGACAUGUGGUUCUGUUCUCCUCUGUGAAAGGAUUAUUGCAGUAUGCAUAGAUUUCUAUAUGAAUAUAGUAUAAAAAACUAUCAUACAUACAUUACUGUAUAGAUGAAUAUAUCUAUAUAAAUAAAUUUUAUAAACGCAGA
Molecule: messenger RNA, 8103 nt
Organism: Xyrichtys novacula (pearly razorfish)
Lineage: Eukaryota; Metazoa; Chordata; Actinopteri; Labriformes; Labridae
Source: the annotation of a GenBank genome assembly